Pelobates cultripes (western spadefoot toad) is the source of this 17696-nucleotide messenger RNA. Lineage: Eukaryota; Metazoa; Chordata; Amphibia; Anura; Pelobatidae. The record is from the annotation of a GenBank genome assembly.
GUUCAGUUGAGUAAGAGGAAGUAGUCACAGAGUUUCAUCUUCUCUUGUUUCAUUUAAGCCUUUUUUUCCCCCACUGUGAAUCCUUCUAGUGCAGCUAUUGAACAAGGUAAGAUCUCAGAUUUCUCCUAAACAUCUUAUUUUCAUUCAGUGAUCAUCAGAUUUCAGCUACAAGAUAUAAAAAAGGCUCCUUGGAUACCAGACGCGUCAAACAAGCCUGCUUUGUGUUUAUUAACCCAUUCAAGACCUGGGCACAUCCUUUGUCAUCAGUACAGUCCAACGAUGUCGCUGGUCCCCAAAGGGUUAAACAAUGCCAUUCAAUCUAAUGAUUUGUAGUUAAUUCUUGUUUUGUUCUGUUUUCUAUCUCAUCAGGGAGAAAUAUUUAGCAGUGUUUUGAACGAGGUUAACUUGUUGAGCUGAAGCCUGUGGUUUGUUAUAAGAAAAUUCAUAUUUUGACAUUUUAUGUUGACUGUAUUGGGGAGGUAGUGACUUGAUGGUAUCAGUUAGGAUGGUGUGUUUGUAGAAAACCCAUGCAAAUUGGCAAAAUUAAAACAUGGUACCCUUGUGAAGUUGUUUUAGAUAGGUGUGUUUUUUUUUGUUUUUUUUUAAAGGGUUAUUCUUUAAACACUGAAUUUUAGCAAAGUAAAUUAAAGUGGCAAAUAUAGUCUGUGUCUGGAGCUGACUUUGAGAAUUUAGAGUUUAGUUUCUAACUCUGCAAAUCACCUUAGCUGGGUGGCAAGUUCGUGAGAGAUUGUAGGUUUGGAGCACUUCGAUCUGUCCAUUUACAUUACAAUGGGAUGUAUUCACUAUACCCUGAAUUGUAACAAAUUAAAAUAUGAAUAGCAGAUUACCAGACCUUCAUAAAAGGCAGUUCCAACAUUCUUCCAGAUCAGCAGCUUUUACCUAAAUGAUGUCAUUCUGAGUUAAAACAGCUGCAUUUAAUGCACAUUCCAAAGUUUACAGUGCCUCUCCCUAGCCCUGCCUUAUAAACAUAAGGGUUUCUAGGAAUUGUAGUUUAUUUGUCUGCUUUCUACUGGAGGUGGUGUAUUUAUUUUUUAGCACAAGGUGAAGCACUAAAUGUUUGCAGGGAGGAGCAGAAAGCCUGGGGUUAUGACAAAAAUAAUUGUAAUUUUUUAAAAAGUCUCUAAAGUAGAUGGUAACUAACUAAACAACAUUAUACCUAAUGUGGAGGUGCCUGGAGUGUCCCUUUAAGGGUAGAGUUAAAGGGACACUAUAGGCACCCAGACCACUUCAGCUCAUUGUCCCCUGAUUAUUAUUACUGGUAUUAAAUGGCGCCAGCAUAUUCUGUUGCGCUUUACAAUAUUAUCAAAGGGGGAGAUUUAACAAUAAAUGAGACAAUUACAAGAAAACUUACAGGAACGAUAGGUUGAAGAGGACCCUGCUCAAACGUGUCUAUAGGAAGUGGGGUGUAAAACACAAUAGGACAGGGAAUAGCAAUCAAAUAAGGUGGGAGUGAAGCAGAAAUGGAGGAAUGAGUAAAGUGCUGCCCUUUAGGAGAGAGCAAGGGACAGGUAUGUGAGGUAGAGGUUACUCUGGGAGGCCAUAAGCUUUCCUAGAGAGAUGGGUUUUAAGGCAAUUCUUAAAUGAUUAAAGACUAGGAGAGAGUCUGAUGGGAGUAGGCAGGCUAUUCCAAAGGAAAGGAGCCGCCUGCGAGAAGUCAUGAAAGCGUGAGUUGGCCAUACGGGUGCGAGCAGUGGACAAAGGAAGGUCAUGGGCAGAGCGGAGAGACUGAGAAGGGGUAUACCUAUGGAUCAGUGAAGAGAUAUGGGAGGGGCUGCAAUGUUAAUUAUUGCAGUUUCUGAGAAUUCACAAUAAUUACCUUGCAGGGUCAAGACUGCCUCUAGUUGCUGUCAAUUACACAGUUACUGGAGGCCUUUCCUUGUGGUUAGGCGACUUUUGAUCUCCAACUGAAGCUAGGCGUCAUUACGCUGGACAUCCUUAUGUUCUGCGUGAGGACAUCCAGCAUCCGUCAAAUCCUCAAAGCAAAGCAUUGCAGCAAAGCAUUCCUAUGGGGAGGGCCUAAUGCGCUCGCUGCAUUUGUCGCAGAUGCACACUAGCGCCCCAUCAGUUGUCAGAGGGGGCGGAGUGCCGACCCAAUGCCGAGGGACAUCGGCGCUGUAAUCAAAUAAGUACAAUAAGGGUACUAGUGUAUUCCUAGCAUUAUAGUAUCCCUUUAUCUCAUGCACAGCAUGGCCACCCUUACCAUUUGCAGGACCUAGAACAGUAGUAGGAAGCAUUCGUCACUCCAGAUUUUGUGGACUACAUACUACCAGAAUAACAGCAGGCAAAUAUUAUUUGGCCUACCUGAUAGUGGCAUUUAUGUAUGGCAAAGGAGCAGUUAAAGGAACACUCAAAAAAUUUUUUUCUUUUUUUAAAUAAAUCACUGUUUAGUAGAUAUUUUCCGAUAAAAACAUCAUGCAUUUAGUUCUAUCUAUAAUCAGUUUGCAAAUUAUGUAGAUCUUCUUCUGUCUGCAUCCUUUGUAAUCCCUCCCCUUCUUACCCAGCCCAGACGUUCUGUGCCGGGGAAAUGACCAAUCAGAGGCUUCUCAUUGAGUCUCUUCUGCGUGCUUGCAUGUAUGCUUCCCAGCGCACGUGUGGCGAGUAGGUGGGGUGCAAGUACUACACGGGAGCCAGGACAGAAGAGGUGGAUGCUAGGGAGCCUUUUGGACACAUGCGCUCACUUAUGCUCAGCACUAACAACCGGGGAGAAGCGUCUUAAUUUGUGCACUUAUUUCUUAAAGAAAUAUGCACUUUUUAAAAAGUGCCAUUUAAAUAAGAUACUCCUUACCCAUAAAGCACUUUAGCAAGCUGAAAUUCCUCUAAAAAGUUGAGGGGCACUUCACAGAGGGAUCACCAGGAUUUUGGGGCCCGUUAAUAUAGGGCUCCCCUCCUAGUGUCCUGUACUGUCCUGAUGUCCAGUAAUAGCCGGUAAGCCAAAGAUGGAUGAUCUCUUGUAAGAAGAAGAAACCUUUGGCUUCACAUUGCAGCCAGCUCCCCAGGGUUCUGUUCCUUAGAUAUAACAUUGUUUCUCCAGUUGCCGAGCAAUAGUUUAUCUUGUGAUAUACACUAGCAGCUGUCUCAGCCCUCCUGCGUUAGGCUUUCUUUACGGAUUUUUGUUAACUAAACUGGAAACGGUGCAGUGUUUACAUACUGCAGAUUUGGGGGUCAAUGUAAUAUGGACUAGGAAGGCUUUUCUAGGUCUGCAAAUCCACUAACUGUUCUUUACAAUCCUCUGUUUACGGAAUAAUCCUACAAGAGUUCUGGCUUUGUUGCCUCCAAGACUAAGUAAGGUAUAGCUGCUUGGACUAAAGUGAGAAUUCAAAUUGAAUUAAAAAUUUAUGGUCAAAAUAAUAAUAAUAGUUCUGGUUGGGGGGAGGGGGGACUGUGUGUGUGUAUAUGGGGGAUGUUGUUGUGUGGGGGUGGGAGGGCAAAUUCAUUAAAAAACACUUUUCAUAUCCCCACCUUGCUGACUUUUGCCUGGGAGGGGGGACAUUUCCUGACAUCCUUGGUGGUCCAGUGGGAAGCCCUGGUGGUGGAGAGGGAGGCACAGUUCCCGGUGCUAUGAAAUAUCUUGCGGCUCCCCUGUGUGCACGUUGCGGUGCUCUGGCAUUCUGUUUGGGAACCUCUGCUCUAGACAAAGACUAAAUUUAGGGGUGUGAGUGGUUGCGUGGCCAGGGGCUGAUGGUCCAAGUGAAAUAUUAGGUGCCUUGCUAAUAACAUUUAACUCAGAAACUUAGAAAAAGAACAAUGUAUAUUUUUUUUUGCACAGACUGGUUUCUAAACACAUUUACUGUAGUUUAAAGACAGAUUACUGGAAGUAUUAUUGCUGUGUAGCUCUGUGAUACACCAACAAAUAUGGAGCUUUUAGAAACUAGGGACAUUAGGAGAGAAAAUAGGACAGAGGGAUUUUGACCCAUAAUAGGGACUGUCCCUCCUACAUAGAGACACUUGGAAGGUGUGAUGUGUCAUGUGGUGCUGGCAGUUUGGCUUUCUGGUUUGAUGUGAAGAUAAAAACUGCAGUAUUUGUAUGGUGUGGGGCAUAUUAACUGCUGUUGCGUCAUCUCUUGCAGCUGGCACAGAUGCAGUUGAUAGGAGUAGGGAUUUAUUAGCGUUUCUGAUACUGUUAUCUUGUGGGUUAUCUUGGUGUUGUUGACAUAGUGACCCGAUGUUCACUCUCCUCAUUUUCUUCUGGAAGGGGACUGUUUCUUAAAGGGAAACUAUAGUGCCAGAAAAACAGACUCAUUUUCCUGGCACAAUAGCUUCCCCCUUUGUCAAGGCCCAUGCCCGUGGUGCAAAAGGGGUUAAUACCUUCUCUGUAAUUUGCAUGGGUACAGCGCUGAUGUCCCUCGGUGCUGGCUCAGCUCCUCACCAACCGACAUCUGCUGGCGUGGUGAUGGUGAUGAUUUCCCCAUUCCUAUGGGGAUUCUGGUGACGCCGGAAGUACUCAAACAUAGCGUGAGGACGUCCAGCGUCGUUUAGGCAACCAAAAGUCACCUUAAUGCCCGGAAGUCCUUCUAGUGGCUGUCUGGUAGACAGCCACUAGAGGAGGAAUUAACCCUAGCAGAUAUUUAUUGCAGUUUAUAAAAACUGCAAUAAUUACCACUCUAGGGUUAAGGGUGAUGGGAGUUUGCACCCAGACCACUUCAAUGAGCUGGCUAAUUAGUUGUAGAAUUUUGUCUAAUGCAAAAGAAGUUACACAUUGGGCAUUCUAACAGUGCGUUUAAUACAUAUAUUAAUUGUGAUUUCUUUUCCUUUACCAGCCUCUGAUCAAAGAGCUCAAUGCCAUUUGUAUCCCAGAAACAAUAUAAAUAUUGACAUUUUUUUCUGAACUCACUCAACUCAAUUCGUUAACUUUUAAAAGGAUAUUAAAUUAAAUUGAUCAUCAUUUGAUAUUUUUUUUUCUUCCUGGAGUAUAAUUUUAAACCUGUUUCUUUAUAUAUCUAUGAAAGAGGAUGAAGGAUGAAGACCUCACCAUUGACAACGGUCACGUUGACCUCGUUCCAGAUCUCAUCCAUUCCUCUAUGGAUUCUAGUUGUUUGCCAGAUGACUCUCUCAUCUCCAAUGUUUGGCACGAAGACAGUAGCUCAAGCCAAGGAACUCCUGGAAUGAACAGUAGCACAUGGGGGGAUUUCGAAGGUUUUAGUGAAUUCACUCCACAAUCAGAGACCUUUUGUUACGCUGAAGAAGACUUAUCUGGAGAAUUACAAUGUAACGGAACUAGUCCAACUGCACAUUUCACAAAGACCUUCAAGGAUGAAAAUUUAUCUGGACCAUUUGAAUGUCACACUGGAUUGGAUAGACGUCUGUUAGAAGGGGUAGGUAUAUACGUAAAUGUAAUUUAAUUUAUUUACAUAUCGAAAUGUAAUUUAUUUUGGUGUUAGGUAACACUAAUGGUCAUGGAAAGAAAGGUACGAUUGUUGCCAUGUUUCCGGUAUUCCCUUGUUAUCUAUGCUUACAAAUUUUAUGCUAAAUUGGGGAAUAUGAUUUGAAGCAAAGUUGUUAUGGUGCCUGGCAUGACCAUAGAAAUGCAGGGAUUUUUAAGCUGUUAGAAAUUGUGGAGACAUAGCAAGGGUGGAUUGUUUAUUGUAGGGUGUAAUUUAACCCCUUAAGGACACAUGACAUGUGUGACAUGUCAUGAUUCCCUUUUAUUCCAGAAGUUUGGUCCUUAAGGGGUUAAGGCCAAACUAGUAGAGAUGGCAAAACUCUGUAGUCUGUUUCAUUAUAAAGUAGACAAAUAAAAAGCAGUAUUUUUGAGGCACUAAUUCAGUGUCAGUCCAUUUAGUAAUACAAACGGGGACAGGGAGGCUCAACACAGCGGGCCAAGAGACUCCUUUGUCAUGUUUUACAUGGUGAUCUGACUUUUCUUUUUGUAAGGACAAUCUCUGAUGCAAGAAAGAAUAAUGAUAAAUUCUGUUAUCCCCCUAGGGGGACAAAGUGUCUUGAUCUGAUUUGGAAACUCUGUUUUGCAUAACAAAGAGAGAGAGAGAAACUGGCUUAAAAAAAAAAAAGUAUGUGAAAACCUGUGGAACCAGAAAAAUCUGCAAGUAAAGAAAAGGAACCCUGAAUUAAACUAUGGUUAACAAAAGAUGAAACAGAGACAGGAUUAAAUUGGUGAAAAACAUGAAAUAAAUGUAAUGAUGAGAUUAAAUAUUAAUGACCUGAUUAGUCUGUUUUAUCACAAUGUAUUAAUCAUUGCUAUUAGUUAAUGUGCGCAUGUUGUAAAAACUAUUAAUGCAUUGCUAGAAUGUGACAUGGAUUUGUUGUCACUGUGUGAUGUGUGUAAAAUGUAGUGUCACGUGCAUACUUUCCUCUUGUGUCUGCAUGCCUGCUGGAUAAGUCACUGCUUUAGUCAUAGCGUGUUCAUCACGGAACGUUGCUGGUAAAUCAAGAAAGUGUGCUGGUGAAAUCUGCUUCCUGUACAUUACAAUAGGAAGUGUGUGUGUGUGUGUGUGUGUGUGUGUGUAUAAAACUUAAUUAACAGAGAUUUUACAAGGCUGUAAAAUAGUGCACCUAUAUCGUAAUGCCAAGUCUUAAAAUGUACUCAUCACUGCAAGACUGGAUAGUCCAUGACCCACUUAUUCAGUGGUGGAUUUCUAUUAAUUUUCACUGGCCAAUGGCUAGUGACUAGUGUUAGUUUAUAGCCCUGGUACUAAAACAAUGUUAAAUUGUCUGUGUUGCAGGUAUAAAGUCUCCAAUAUAUAAAGCUGUAAUUGUUUGAGAAUUGUUUGCUCCAACAUUGAUCCAUUUUUGCCUUGAUAAAUAUCUUUUUAACCCCUUCAGGACGGAGUCAAUAGUACACGUUCUGAUCAAAACAAAAUGUAAACAAAAACUGGAAUUUGCGCUAUAUGUCUGUUCAACCGUAAUUCACCGCUGUCACAUUAAGUGCACCCACACUUAUCAUAUAUAAUUUUGUUCAGGAGAAACAGGGCUUUCAUUACAUAACAAAUAUUUAUAUAUGAAACAUAAUUUAUUAUGAAUAAAAUCUUAAAAACUGAGAAAUUUUAGCUGUAAAUGUCAUAAUAUCAUUAGCUUUUACUGCAAAAAAAGCACAUAUUUGGAUUCGGCAAAGUCUCACGAGUACAACAGUAGCCCCCAUUAACAGUUUUUUUACGGUGUUUUGGAAAGUUACGGGUUCAAAUAUAGCACAUUCCAUUUUUCAGUUUUUUCACAUUGAAAUUUGCCAGGUUAGUAAUGUUACCUUUGAGACCGUGUGGUAGCCCAGGAAUGAGAUUUACCCCCAUGAUGGCAUACCAUUUGCAAAAGUAGACAACCCAAGGUAUUGCAAGUGGGGUAUGCCCAGUCUUUUGUAGUAGCCACUUAGUCACAAGUGUAUUUUGUUACCAAUAUAUUUAUAUUAAUAACAAAAUACAGUUAGAAUGAAAUAACAUAUGUAUAUAUAAUUUUAUUUUUUAUAUUUUAUUUUAUUUUAUUUAUUAUUGUAAUUAUACGUAUAUAUAAAUAUAAAGAUGUAUUUUUUAUAUAUAUAUAUAUAUAUAUAUAUAUAUAAAACGUCAUUCUAAGUGUAUUUUAAUAUAUAAUAUAUACUUAUAUUAACGUUAAAAUACACUACGUAUGAUGUGUGUGUGUGUGUGUGUGUGUAUAUAUAUAUAUAUAUAUAUAUAUAUACACAUAAUACUUUUUAAAUAAUUUUAAACAAGUCUCAUAAUUUUUUUUAUUUAUUUUUUUACAUGGCCAGCUAUAGGGGGCCAUGUAAUAGCUUUUUGAGAGCGAUCACAUGGCCCCCGGGGGAGGGCUGCCUGGGCUGUCAGGCAGUCCUCCCGAAGAGGAUCGUGGAGGAUGUAAGUAAAUCUCACCUCCUGGGGCUGCAAGCCGUUACGGCGUUCUAUGCCGCCGCAAUGGCUUUAAAGCCCAUUAUAAUGGGGACGUCAUAGAACGCCAUAACGGCGUUAAGGGGUUAAUUCUUGUGAAAACUAGCUGUAGAGCUCCAGUCCUGACAUGUAGUUGCAAUGAUAUUGCUGGUAGUCCACAAAGAAUGGAUAACCUUGGUGGCCUAGAUGUUGGUGGAGCAUUAUGUCAGCCCUCUCUUACUUACGUUGUCGGUCUGCUGACACAGGAUCUGGCGGACCGCCACUCCCACGCAGAAUGAUGCUCCACCCAGCCCCAGGGACCCUCUGCCACGUGUGCCCGUCCCUUUUUAUGUCAGGAGAGCUCUAUGCACACACGUACGUUUCUGCUAACCACGCCAACAACCAUAUAAAAGCCCAGUCUGUCCAAAGCACAGUGCCCUGUUGAGGUGCCUUGUGUCACUAGUGUCCCUAUAGCGCAUUCCUGUGUCCUUUGUGAUAGUUCUUUGGUUUUGACCCGGCUUGCUCUCGAAUAUUGUUUUCUCGGUUAUUGUGUAUUUCUGGUUCCUUGACCUUGGCUUGUCUUGACAUUCCUUUAAUUUAUUCUUUAUUCUGGCCAUUCUAAGGACCAGUUUAGGGACAUUCUUUCUGUCUAUACUUUCUCCUGGUGGAAAAGCAAGUCUUAUGGAUUGACUUGUGUGCAGAUCUGUGUUUAACAAUGUAUUGACUAUCCACUGACUUCAGGUGGAAGUGGUUUUCAAUCACUAUUUUUCCCCACCAUAAUUUUCUUGGUUUGUUCUCCGCAAGUAACGUCAAAUUCAACAGCCAGCCGGUAACCAACCUCAUGAUGUUUAGUUGCAUUAACAAUGACAUUGCUGUUCAUGAGUGGUUCAGUGGCUUUUCAUCUCUUCCUGGGUUGUGUUUCACAGCUGUUGUAUACAGCAAAUAUAAACUCCAAGGAAUCCAUGUUUAAAUUGGAAUAAUGAGGCAAAAAUGUGAUUCUUUGUUGAACUAAUUAGCAUUUGCUCACCCAGAAUCCCUAAUCAGCAAAUGCCCACCCAGAAUCCCUCAAUUCGUUGUUUAACUAAUUAGCAUAUACCCACCAGCAUAACUGCAAAGUAGAGUUUUUUUGUGGGAAUAUCAAGUCUUAUGGCUUGACUGGUGUGUGCAGCUCUGUGUUUAAUAAUCUAUUGAGAAUAUAUAUAUAUAUCUAUAUAUAUAUAUAUAUAUAUAUAUAUAUAUAUAUAUAUAAUACUUUGUUUGUUUUUUCUGUCAUAGCAUGUUAUAUGCUUUCCUUAUUUUCAAAACAUUGUAUUUUUUUAUUUUUGCAGGAUACAAAAGAUUUUGAAAACAUUUUCAGGGACAGCUUCCCUGAGUUGCCAGUGGACCAAACUAACGACGAUGUUGAAAGUUUAGACCAACUUCUGUUUUCACUGAAGGAAACAUGUGUUGACAAAAAAGUAAUCCAGAGUCCGCUACGGUAACUAUAUAUUAUACUCUAUACCAUUACUGUUGCUACAAUUAUUCAAUAAUUAAAAUAAGGCUGAUUUUUCCAGCUACAGUAACUGGCAAAAGUUAAUAUCACAGUGAUGGUGCAUGAUGAGCAUCUGAAAAAGGUCUUGGGGUAAAUGGACAUCUAAAAAUAUAAAAAUUUAUUAAAGCGACCCUAUAGUCUCCAAAACAACUUUAGCUUAAUGAAGCAGUUUUGGUGUAUAGAACAUGCCCCUGCAGCCUCGCUGCUCAAUCCUCUGCCAUUUAGGAGUUAAAUCCCUUUGUUUAUGAACCAUAGUCACACCUCCCUGCAUGUGACUUGCACAGCCUUCCAUAAACACUUCCUGUAAAGCAGGGGUUCUCAACCCAGUCCUCAAGGACCCCCUACCAGUCCAGGAUUUAGGGAUUACCCUGUUGUGUCUAAAGUGUUUGUCCUCCCCACCCCUAAAAGCACAUUAGACAGAGCAGGGUAAUCCCUAAAUCCUGGAUAGUUCGGGGGCCCUUGAGGACUGGGAUGAGAACACCUGCUGUAAAUAACCAUCCUUUAUUGCAAAUUCAGUUUAAUUUAGAAUUCAUCACCUGCCCUGUUAAUAACAUGCUAGACCGUGCAGGUGCCUCUUGUUUGUGCUUAAACUUCAAUUUGCAGAGCAGUAGAUAAAAAAAAACGUCUAAAGUAAGUUACCAUCUGUUUGAAAAUUAAAUAAUUUUAUUUUUCUAGUGGAUACUGUGUGAGUCACAGCCAGGGGAGGUGUGGCUUGGGCUGCAUAAUAUGGAAGCAAAAGUAAUUUGAUUUUAAAGGGACACUAUAGUGCUAGGAAUGCAAAUCUGUAUUCCUAGCACUAUAGCUCCUUUCCCCCCUCCUACUGCUCCAUGCAAUGAAAGGGUUAAUAAACUCUUAAUGUACUAGCCCGAUUCCAGCACCGAUGUUCCUGGGCACCCCGCCCCCUUCAACAGCACCUGCAAGGUGGACGCUAGUGCGCAUAGGCUGCAAAUGCUGCAAGUGCGUUACGCCCUCCCCCAUAGGAAAGCAUGGCUGCAAUGCUUUCCUAUGGGAAAUUGACUGAAGCUGGAUAUCCUCAUGUAGAGUGUGAGGACGUCCAGCGUCUGUCAACCAAAAGACACCUAACCACCAGGAAGUACCUUCCGUGGCUUUAUGACUUACAGCCACUAGAGCCAGUCUUAACCCUGCAAGGUAAUUAUUGCAGUUUCUCAGAAACUGCAAUAAUUACGAUUGCAGGGCUAAGGGGACAGGGUCACUGCAGCCAGACCACUUCAAAUUACCUGGUUGCCUAGUAGAGAAUUGAGCAAUGAGACUUCAGAGGCAUAAUCUACACACUAAAACUGCUUCAUUAAGCGAACAUUGUUUUGGUAAUUACUGUAUAGUGUCACUUUAAUGCUGUUCGUGUACAGCUUUUAGCCAAUUCACAGAGAAAAGCUCACUACUCUGCAACCAUUUUAUAAAAACUUCCGUACAUGUCCCAUUGUACAGCGCUACGGAAUUUUUUGGCGCUAUAUAAAUAAUAAAAUAAUAAUAAUAAUAAUAAUAAUAAUAAUGUCUUUUCUUGUAAGACUCAAAAAAGUUUGCUAAAAAAUUCUAACAUAUAGUAUAAAUUGCAUUUUACUGUAAAGUAGUCUUUGCAAAUAUUGUGAGGAAAAAAAAUGCAUGACCAAGUUUAAUUAUACUUAAAGAUUUGAUUAGAUUCCCCUCAAAUGUCUCAAAAAACACUUUUUAUUGGUUAAAAAUAUCUUUGUAUUCCAUUCAUAGUCGUAACGGUUCAUUGAUGUUGACUUGCAUGGUACGUCUUGAAACCACUUGCAAAUAAUUGUAUACAGUCAUGACUUGUGUCUGUAAAAAAACUAAAAUGUCUGAUUUAAAGGAGAACUGUCCCUUACUAUUAUUUUUAACAUUUUGUUUAAAUAUUGAAAAAUAAUAGAUAUAAUUAAAUAUGUGGACUAUAAAAUAAAAUGUAGACAUCCACUCCUUUUUUUUCCAGGAUGCCUUGGCUCCCUGUCAAUCAUUGCUACAAGUUCUGUCCUUUGCAAUUGACCGUUAGAGUUAAAUCAUACAGAGAAAAUGAGAAAUGAAACAAUGUUUCUAUUUCCCUUUCUGAUUUGCAUUGUAUGCCCUGGCCGUGCCUUGACUGAACUGGAUUAUGACGUAAUUGUCUAAAUGUUUAAGAUAAAUUUAAAAGUAAAGGAUCACAGGAACACUGGUUAAAACAAAUUUAUAGGUUGUUUUUAAAGGACAAACUCUGUUUCCUGGCACUAUAGGGUCGUUAGGUCCACCCACCUUUAGGGCCCCCUCCUGCUGGGGUGAAACUGCUAUGUUUACAUCUGAAGGGUUAAAACCUGGGGAACCUGGCACCCAGACCACUUCAUUGAGCUGAAGUGGUCUGGGUGCCUAGAGUGGUCCUUUAAUGUUUUAGUCAAGUUGAUCAUUUACAAAUACAAUUUCAUGUUUUGUGUUUUAGGCCUCCAUGGUUCAACUGGGAAAGAGUUGGUGAAAUGUUGGCUCCCACUCCAGGCUGCAAAUGGAUGACCUCGGAGGCUUGCAGUAACCUCCUAGAUGUACUUGGAAUUGAUGUCUCUAAGAAGGUAAUUAGUAUUUCUGUAUUUAUUUCUUACCUUGUAAUAUGAAACUUGUGUUUACAUUAAUUAAAUGUAAUUUUUUAAAAUAAGGCAAAGAGGGCAAUUUGGUAAAGUGUGAGUAAUUUUUAAACCGUUGCCAUUUUUGGCCUUCAUUUGCAAUAUGCUAGCCUAUUCACCAAUGGUGACUGUUAUAAAUCACUUAUCCAUAUGUAAUGGGAGUCAGUUAAUGUAACUGCUUUUAAAAUGAAAAGUAACAAUGAAAAUAUUAACUUUUUUUUUUUUGUAAACUUGAGAUGGUUAAUGUUCGUUUUAUACUAUUGUAAUUCUAUCAUAGAACAAGAGGGUGUCAAAAUAAUUUUAAUAAGUCUUUUGUUCCUUUAUGUAGAAAACUUGGCAUUAGAAUUUAUUAGUUGUGGUGUUGUUUAUUUUUAAUCUAUUUAUGUAAAGGAUGGCCUACAACAGGGGUAGGCAACCCACGGCACUAGUGCCAUGCACGGCACUCAAGGUGCUUUUGCACGGCACUCAAGGCUGCUACAGCCAAAUAGGCUCUGGCCUAUCAGGAGUCCCAGUAAAACUUCAGAUAUCUGCUAAUACGUAAAGGUGGUGAAGGACAAUCCUCAAUUUAUGCAUUGCAGCACAUAGAGGAAGUGAUCUCAGAUCUGUAGUAGAGCAGCCUGCAGCUCCUGUCCUUGACCUGUACUAGGCCAGCCUGGUCCCCACUGGAACCCAUGAAAGUCACCCACACUGCUAGAUAUACACAGAAAUGCACAAUAACCCUCCCCUCAUACAAAUAAUACGAACAGCCCACAAAUGUAGCCCGCUAACAAUCCACAUACAUGCACACAACCCCACUAGCAGCCCCUCACAUGCAAUACCCCAAACAGCCUCCACACACUACCAAACACACAAUGUGACAUAUCCAUCCACACACAAUUCCACAAGCAGCCCCCAUACACAGCCCACAUUCAUAUGUAUCAUACACGAUACCAUAAACUACUUGGGAACAUAUACAAUCUAAUAGCUCAUAUACGCACAAAUACAACAAUACAAAUCAAUUACAGUAUAAAUAACACAAGCAGAAUACGGCAGCAUACACACCUCAAUUUAAAAAAAAAAUAGGACCGGCACGCUACGGGACAUCUCAAUCCUAUAUCGGCACAGUGCUGCUAAAAGGUUGCCUACCCCUGGCCUACAAUAUUGGACCGUAAUAUACACCAUAUGUAUUACAUAUUAGUGAAUGAGAUUGUAGAUAUACUUUUAAGAUAUAGUGACUUUUUAUUAAACAAAUUUUUAAUUUUGCAUUUAGCCUUCGGAAACUAAAGACCAAAUCACGGAUGAUCUUAUUGGUCAUAAAACUAUUAAUGGUGGAACCAUGCACACAGUGAGCAAUAAGGCUCUUAUUAAGACCAAGGUAUGUUAAAUCUUUUUUUGUUUGGGGUUUAUAUUCCAAAACAUAAGAAACUGUCUGACCUUUCUUGUUGGUUACAUGUAAUAUAUGGUAAACUGACCCAUGCACUCCACCCAUUCCAUUAAAUAUUCAGAUUUACCGUAUAUACUAGAGUAUAAGCCAACCCGAAUAUAAGCAGAGGCCCCUAAUUUUACCACAAAAAACUGGGAAAACUUAUUGACUCGAGUAUAAGCCUAGGGUGGGAAAUGCAGCAGCUACUGGUAAAUUUCUAAAUAAAAUUAGAUUCCAAUAAAAUUACAUUAAUUGAAUAUUUAUUUACAGUGUGUGUAUAGAAUGAAUGCAGAGUGUGUGUUUGUAUGUUGUGUGUGUGUGUGUGUAUAUAAUGAAUGCAGAGUGUGUUUGUUGUGUGUGUGUGUGUAUAUAAUGAAUGCAGAGUGUGUGUUUGGUGUGUGUGUGUGUGUGUGUGUAUAUAAUGAAUGCAGAGUGUGUGUUUGUAUGUUGUGUGUGUGUGUGUAUAUAAUGAAUGCAGAGUGUGUUUGUUGUGUGUGUGUGUGUGUGUGUGUAUAUAAUGAAUGCAGAGUGUGUGUUUGUUGUGUGUGUGUAUAUAAUGAAUGCAGAGUGUGUGUUUGUAUGUUGUGUGUGUGUGUGUGUAUAUAAUGAAUGCAGAGUGUGUUUGUUGUGUGUGUGUGUGUGUGUGUAUAUAAUGAAUGCAGAGUGUGUGUUUGUUGUGUGUGUGUGUGUAUAUAAUGAAUGCAGAGUGUGUGUUUGUGUUUGUGUGAAUGCAGUGUAUUUGUGCAGUGUGUAAACUGGGUGAGGGGAGGGCAUUUAAUUUUUUUAUUUUAAUAUUAUUAUUUUAAUAUUUGCAUUAUUUAAAAAAAAAAAAAAUGUUGUCCCCCCAAAAAAACAUUUAAAAAAAAAAAAUGCAAAUAUUAAAAUAAUAUAAUAAUAUUGAAUCCCUGGUGCUCCAGUUGAUGGGCUGUGCAGUGGGGGGGCUGGCGGUGAGCUUUAGCCGAGGUUUUCGGCACAUUUUUUGUGCUGAAAACCCCCCACUCGGCUUAUACUCGGGUCAAUGUCUGUAUUAUGGCAACUUACAUUGCCAUAAUACAGACCAGGACUGCCGGGCUCAUUACAAGCCUGGCGGUCCUGUUGGGGGCUGACAGCGAGCUGUUACUUACCUUCCUGCAGCUCCUGUAAGCUCCCUUCUCCUCUGUGCAGCUCCCCUGUCAGCUCCGUUCUGCUUACAGUGUAAGUCUCGCGACACCCGCUUACACUCUGCAAUGUAAGUUGCCAUAAUACAGACAUUGACUCGAGUAUAAGCCGAGUGGGGGUUUUUCAGCACAAAAAAUGUGCCGAAAAACUCGGCUUAUACUUGAGUAUAUACGGUAGUUUGUGGUCAGAUCUGUCCACUGUCCAAACAUGUAAAAGUCAUUCUAGCUACAUUGGCAGCUGUUCCUGUAACAAUAUUAUGUGUCACCUGUUGGUUAGGAAUUUGAAAUAUUGACCAUAGUGCACACACCUGUAUAACACAGAUUCCUGAAAAAAAAUUUAGCCACAGUAGCUAAAUAUAGGAAAAUAUUUAAAUAACAUUUGCAACUGACUUGCAAAUCUCCACAAAGCUUCAAAUUUAAAAGAAACACAGUAACGGGUCAUUCCGUAACUGAAUCGGUUAUAUCGAAAAUUGAUUUUAUUUACUGAAUCUUACAAUGUGAAAUCGUGACGAGAAUUAAAAUUUUUAAGUUAAAAAUCACAAAAACUGGAGGCAGGAGAUGUGGGGAGAGUACCAAUUUACCAAAUAAGCCUGAGUAUGUGUGUGGCAAAUUCCUCAAAUGGUUUUUUUCAGAUGGUUAUGCAACAAACUAGAAAUUUUUUGUGAAUGCAACAUUUUCUGUCAAAACAGACACGCGGGAAAAAAAUGUGUUUAUUUUUGUUUUCCUAAUUUUGGACUCAAUUUAAUAUAAUUGGAUAAGCUUUUCAGAUGCUUUUAAUAUUUUUGGAUAAACUUUUUAAAAAAAAUGGUUUUAAAACAUCAAAUAAAGAUUUCAAUAUAUGUAACAAAAUUUUAAUUAUUUUUCAUGAUAUUAAAUCAUUUUAAAAGUUUAUCCAAUGGUUUAUCUAUUAGUUUUUUUUUUCUGUUUUGUAUCUCCUGUAUUACUUUGACAUAUGCAAGCUGACUAAAUGAAGGAGUUUGACAUAAAAUCUAAAAUUCUUUUUUUCUUUUUUUUUUUUUUUUUUGUUACAGCUACAUGUGGCCCCAGAUUCUAAGGAUGGACACCUCUUCUCAUACCAUCUCUUUUUAAAGAAUUCGCCGACUGAUCUCAAUUUACCUUUUCUCACAUUUUAUGGAAAAAAAAGCUUUUUCAAUACAAACAUUUUAAGCCUUGAUUUCUAGAUUCUUGGCUUAACAUAGUUCUGGCUUUUUUUUUUUUUAAAUCUUUUUGGACUUAUUUAAACAUUUAGUUGUGUAUAUUAAAGUGCUUAAUUUAUUGCACUACACACUUUAACGUUACUGAACAAAAUGUUAGCUCUUCUAAAACACUACUAUUAAUAAGAUAACAAGAUCGUGAUUUUACAUAAAAUGAAAAUGGCCACCUUGAAGUAUGUGAAAUUAACAGAUUAAACACUCCAAUAGCCAGGUGAUAUUUAAAAUAAAUAAAUAAAAAGUUUUGUUUAAUAAGCAGGAGUGCUUAUUUGGCAAGAGGCUAUAGGCUAGUUGAUAACUUUUUUUUUUUUUUAAUUUUUUUUUUUUUUUUCCAUGUGGAUCGAAGUGCUUUUAUUUAGACUUUAGAAGUCGGCAUAACAUGCAUUUGAUGAAUUUUUAUUAAAGGGAUUUUUUUGGUGCUGACUAUGUCAGAGAUCCCUCAUUUUUAUCUGAACAAUGUUCUAGACAUUUUUCAAAUACUUAUCGGUAAACUCUUAUUGCUAAGAUUCUAAAUUAAGAAUUUAAAAAUAUACUCCCUGUGGCUGUAUCACAUAAUUUGUUUUGGUAUCUAGAAUUUAAUGUAUAGAUCAUGAUCCUGCAGUCUCACUGUUCAAUUCUCUGCAAUUUAGGAGUUAAAUCCCUGUUUCUGUCCAUGCAGCCCUAGCCACACCUGCCCAGGCUGUGACUCACACACCAUGCAUGAAACAAAAAAAAUGGUUUCCCUUUCAAUUAGAUGUAACUUACUUUAAACGUUCUUAUUGCCUGCUCUCUAAAGUAAACGUUAAUCAUACACAGGUGGCUGUGGGGUCUUGCAAUCUAUCAACAGUGCAGGGAAUAAUACAUUUUAAAUUUAAAUAGAGUUUGCAAAGAAGGAAGUAUAAACAUUAGCUGACUCUUUACAGGAAGUGUUUAGGAAGGCUGUGCAAGUCACAUGCAGAGAGGUGUGACUAGAGUGCAUAAACAAAGUGAUUUAACUCCUAAAUGGCAGAAUAUUGAGCAGUGACACUGCAGGGAAAUGAUUUAUACACCAAAACUGCUUCAAUAAGCUAAAGUUGUUUAGGUGACUAUAGUGUCCCUUUAAGCUAUGAUAUCGCAGGCAGUUGUCCAAGCACGAGCCAGAGAAUAGUUAUAAUCUACCUGCAGACCUAGUCAUCGAGGUAGUAGAGUCCCUUUUAAAGCUGAUCUGUUUCUUAUAGCAUUAUGACUUUUCUAGAAUGAUAGAUUUUAUUCACUUAGUCUUCGAUUAUAAAUUUAAAUCCAUUAGUCAAACUUGAAACAUUCUUCCAUUCAGCUGUGGUCAAUUUAAGGUUUAGUGAAUUUGUAUUUUUUUUAUAUAUAUAUAUAUUUUAGAAUUUCAUUGCAAUUCUAGAGAAGAAGAAAAAACAUACUCCUUUGAGUCUAUGCAUUUGAACAAAAGCACAACUUGAAACUGAAUUAAGCUCCAGUUGUUCCCCCCCUUUCAUCCCCCGAGGAUCUGCAGGCUUAUGGGAUUGUCCAUAGCCCCCCUUCUAUUUUCUUCCACAACUAGAAGUUUGCAAAUACUAGGAGAAAGCAGACAACCCCUAUUUACCAAUUCUUCCAGAAUUCUCAACCAACCCAACCUAUUUGGAACAAUAAUUAAAAAAAAAUUUAAAAAAAUGCGGACACCACCGGCAGUAACAGAUUAGUUUUAAAGACCUGGUUAACAAAUCAUGUAUAAUGUACAAAUAGAAUGCGCCAUUCUAACUUGUAGAGGGUUUAUGCAACUAAGUAAAGCUUUACCAAAUCUCUACACGCUUGAUCCCUCUGUAUAAACUACUUAAACAGAUCUGAAAUCUAUAAUGUCCACUGUGAGCAAAUGAGAUGUAUUUUGUUUAAUGAAAAAUAAUCGACAGUUCUGGAAAGUAUUGUAUUUUACUUUUUAUACAUAAAAUGUAAUUUAUAUAGCACUUUUUCACAAAAGUGCAACAAAUAAAUGAAUCACUGA